AUGGUAGGACAGAGUGAUUGUCCACCAUCUGCUCUAUCAACUAUCCACACCUGCGCGUCCCGAGGCGAAGAUCAGCAGGAGUGCUGCGAAAGGGCUGGAAUACCCACACUUUGCGUUCGCUACUGCAAUCCUUCGGCGACACCGAUGAACACGACAUCGCGAUUCCCGUGCCUUCUCUAUUUGGACAAAAUGAAAGAAUGCUUUUUCAAAAAAUCAACAGAUGAGUUGGAGAAGUUCGAACCACCUAUACAAUGCCUCAAUUCUGGAGUCUGUGGAGGUAAUGGUGGUUAUUGCGCACCUCCUGCACCCCUGCCAUGCCAACCGUCAUCCUGUCAGCCAGGAUAUACCUGUGGCCAAUAUGGCUGUGCUCGGAAUCGUGCUCGGAGUGCCUUGACGAAGAAAAUCAGCGGCAUAUUCGUUGACGAUCAGUCAACAACGCCAUUGCCAAAAAAGAGCGAUGAUGGUAGCCGGGAAAGGAACAUAUACGGACUCAGCCGUGGGGUCACUAGACCACCCCCCACGUUUACAUCUGCAGAGCGCGAACAAGGCGAUAAUGUCACCAUAAAUAAGCUGACGAAUCCCAAUUUCAUCUUCCGACAAUGUUGCGAACAGAGAGGACUUCCUGAUUCCUGCCUUAACAAGUGCCAUUUCAAUACCUACACUCGUGAUGCACUGCAAGCGAUGUAUUUUAAAACGGAUCCAUGCCCCAUUGAAGCAACUGCCGACAUGCACUUUUGCGCUGCUCAAGGACGAGAUCAUAGAGAGUGUUGCCGCCGAAACGGAGUCACAACUACGCUUGCGGGCGAAAAGUGCCUCACAUUUUGCGAUCAACGACCAGACAGAAUAACAAAGCUAGACUACUCAUACGUGCCGUGCUACGAUCGCUUCGAACAGAUGAAGCAGUGCUUCUACAACGAAAUUCGCGAGAAGGUCUCACGGCAGUUUGGAACACGAUAG
Messenger RNA from Cylicocyclus nassatus, 957 nucleotides. NCBI's taxonomy places the organism in Eukaryota, Metazoa, Nematoda, Chromadorea, Rhabditida, Strongylidae. The record is from the annotation of a GenBank genome assembly.